Messenger RNA from Gymnogyps californianus (California condor), 4461 nucleotides. RefSeq names its product RNA binding motif protein 25 (gene RBM25). Gene Ontology annotation, molecular function: mRNA binding. NCBI's taxonomy places the organism in Eukaryota, Metazoa, Chordata, Aves, Accipitriformes, Cathartidae. The record is from RefSeq and is a predicted model, not a curated record. Gene Ontology annotation, biological process: mRNA processing; regulation of alternative mRNA splicing, via spliceosome. The coding region runs from base 105 to 2627 and encodes 840 amino acids. The transcript is spliced from 19 exons. Gene Ontology annotation, cellular component: spliceosomal complex.
GCGGCGUCCCCCUGCACCAUCCCCGACCCGCGCGGCUUGGAGGGGCCGCGGCGGCGCUCCGGACGCAGCUCCUGCUCCGCAGCGAAGGGAUUGUAACUGGAAGAAUGUCUUUUCCACCUCAUUUGAAUCGCCCUCCUAUGGGAAUCCCAACGCUUCCCCCCGGGAUCCCACCUCCACAGUUUCCUGGCUUUCCUCCACCUGUACCUCCUGGGACCCCUAUGAUUCCUGUACCAAUGGGCAUUAUGGCUCCUGCUCCGACUGUGUUAGUUCCUACCACAGUGUCUAUGGUUGGAAAACAUUUGGGAGCCAGAAAAGAACAUCCUGGCUUAAAGAACAAAGAAAACGAUGAGAACAGCGGUCCCACUACCACCGUUUUUGUAGGCAACAUUUCCGAGAAGGCCUCGGACAUGCUCAUACGGCAGCUUCUAGCAAAAUGCGGCUUGGUUUUGAGUUGGAAGAGGGUACAAGGGGCAUCUGGAAAACUUCAAGCCUUUGGAUUUUGUGAGUACAAAGAACCAGAAUCCACACUACGAGCACUGAGACUACUCCAUGAUCUCCAGAUUGGAGAGAAGAAGCUGCUAGUCAAAGUUGAUGCAAAGACAAAGGCUCAGCUAGAUGAAUGGAAAGCAAAGAAAAAAGCUUCUAAUGGGAACUCCAGACCAGAGACGACAAAUGAUGACGAUGAAGCACUGGAUGAGGAAACGAAGAGAAGAGAUCAGAUAAUUAAAGGGGCCAUUGAAGUCUUAAUACGAGAAUAUUCCAGCGAGCUCAAUGCCCCCUCCCAGGAAUCUGACUCUCACCCCAGGAAGAAGAAAAAGGAAAAGAAGGAGGACAUUUUCCGCAGAUUUCCAGUGGCCCCACUGAUACCUUAUCCACUCAUCACCAAGGAGGAUAUAAAUGCUAUAGAAAUGGAGGAAGACAAAAGAGACCUGAUAUCAAGAGAGAUCAGUAAAUUCAGAGACACACACAAGAAACUGGAGGAGGAAAAAGGCAAAAAGGAGAAAGAAAGACAGGAAAUUGAAAAAGAACGCAGAGAAAGAGAAAGGGAACGGGAGCGUGAACGAGAAAGGAGGGAGCGUGAAAGAGAGAGGGAGCGUGAACGAGAGAAGGAGAAGGAACGGGAGCGUGAACGAGAGCGAGAUAGGGAUCGUGACCGAACUAAGGACCGAGACAGAGACCGCGAACGAGACCGAGAUCGUGACAGAGAUCGUGAAAGGAGUUCAGAUCGCAACAAGGAUCGCAGCAGAUCAAGAAAAAGCAGAGACAGGGAAAGAGAACGUGAGCGGGAACGGGAAAGAGAACGUGAGCGGGAACGGGAAAGAGAACGUGAGCGGGAACGGGAAAGAGAACGUGAGCGGGAACGAGAACGGGAGAAGGAUAAGAAGAGAGACCGAGAAGAAGAUGAAGAAGAUGCCUAUGAACGCCGAAAACUAGAGAGGAAACUGCGGGAAAAAGAAGCUGCAUAUCAAGAGCGUCUUAAAAACUGGGAAAUCAGAGAACGGAAGAAAAGUCGAGAAUAUGAAAAAGAGGCUGAAAGGGAAGAAGAAAGAAGAAGGGAAAUGGCAAAGGAAGCCAAACGGUUAAAAGAAUUCUUAGAAGAUUAUGAUGAUGACAGAGAUGAUCCAAAAUACUACAGGGGUAGUGCUCUUCAGAAAAGGCUACGAGACAGGGAGAAAGAGAUGGAAGCAGAUGAACGGGAUAGGAAAAGGGAAAAGGAAGAAUUAGAAGAAAUUAGGCAGCGCCUUCUGGCAGAAGGACACCCAGAUCCAGAUGCAGAACUUCAGAGGAUGGAGCAGGAGGCUGAGCGGCGUAGGCAGCCACAAAUAAAACAAGAGCCAGAGUCUGAGGAGGAAGAGGAAGAAAAGGCAGAAAAAGAGGAAAAAAGAGAAGAGCCGGAGGAAGAGGAGGAGGAGCCUGAACAAAAGCCCUGCCUUAAACCAACUUUACGACCCAUCAGUUCUGCCCCAUCUGUUUCUUCUGCUAGUGGAAAUGCAACCCCUAACACACCUGGUGAUGAAUCUCCCUGUGGCAUUAUUAUCCCUCAUGAAAAUUCACCUGAUCAACAGCAGCCGGAGGAGCAUCGGCCCAAAAUAGGACUUAGCCUCAAAUUGGGUGCCUGCAAUAGUCCUAAUCAGCCCAAUGCUGUAAAAAGGAAGAAGCUUGCUGUGGAUAGUGUUUUCAAUAAAUUUGAUGACGAAGACAGUGAUGAUGUGCCCCGGAAAAGGAAACUUGUCCCCCUGGAUUAUGGAGAAGAAGAUAAAAGCAAUAUCAAAGGCAGUGUCAACACAGAAGAAAAACGCAAACAUAUUAAGAGUCUCAUUGAGAAGAUUCCCACAGCAAAACCAGAGCUCUUUGCUUAUCCCCUUGACUGGUCAAUUGUGGAUUCAACACUAAUGGAGCGUCGAAUUAGACCAUGGAUCAACAAGAAAAUAAUAGAAUAUAUUGGUGAAGAAGAAGCCACGCUAGUUGACUUUGUUUGUUCUAAGGUUAUGGCUCACAGCUCACCACAGAGCAUACUGGAUGAUGUUGCCAUGGUACUAGAUGAAGAAGCUGAAGUUUUCAUAGUCAAAAUGUGGAGGUUGUUGAUAUACGAGACAGAAGCAAAGAAGAUUGGUCUAGUGAAAUAAAGCACUCUCCUUGCUUCUAGGGUUCCAUUUCAAUUUUGGGCUUUUUUUUUUUUUCCCAUCAUUCAAAGACUUCGAAUUUUCUCUGUUCUCAGAGACUUGAGACCUGUAUUUUUUUAUGUAGAAAAUGUGAAUUUUUUUGUCCUCUGCUCUGAGGCCCCCUUUACCCUUCUCAGUUAGUUAUCUGAAUCCUGCAUUGGUUCUCUUUAUAAUUCACAAGGUACAAUUACUGGUAUGUUUUAUAAGCUGCAGCUACUGUACACGCUCUCUGGUGAUUUUGUUAUGUUACUCUGAUUCCUGUAAAUAUUAAGAAAAAAAAAAAGCCCCUGUUUUGCAAAACAUUUGCACUUAAUGUGGAACUAUAUCAGUUACAGAUGAAGACAAAUGAUUUUACUGCAAAUUUACCAGUGCUUUUUUUUUGGCGCAUAUUCUCCCUUUUUUUUUAUUUAAGGAAUGAUCAGAAUACAAUUUAAAAAUAAGUGGCUUGAGCUGCUUUCACAGAACAGCUUUGUGUGUUCAUUUGGUCCCCUCAUCUGAUUCUGGAAAAGGAGUUCCCUCAGACUUUUCAUUCUGAUGUGAACCAGCAGUAGUCUUGGUACUUUGUUGCCCAUUUAGAAUUACUAAUGAAGCUGGGAACUUAAUCUCUUGCAGAUGCUCUACUUCUUUCCUAGAAAGUGCAAAUUGCAGGAAGUUUUUUAUUCUUUGCUCGGUUAAAACAAGAGCAGGACCUCAAUUCAAUAAGUGCUAUUUAAUGAUUUUCUUUUUUUUUUUUAAACCUAGGAUAUCCUCUGCUCAAUUUCAUUUUAGCCCUUCGCUAUUAUCCGUUCUGUCUCCAAAACAAUCAGAUGGAUUUUUUUUUAAAAGAAAUUAUUUUUUAAAACAUUUUUUUUAGUGUUUAGAAAAAAAAAACUGUUUGGAUGUAACUGACCAUAGCAGUUGACAAAAACUAAACCAUAAGUUUUCAAACAAAGCUGAAGUCUUGUUUUUAUCCAUACUGUUAAACUAGCCCCGACUUUUGUUUUCUACUGUAAGCAGUCUAUUGUCCACAAAAAGAAGGUGAUAUUUUCCUGCCUUGUUUGUAUGGUUUUUAUAAAUAGGCUGAUAUGGUAUAAAUGAUGAGAUGUACUGUAAACUGCAUUUUUUAUCUCAUACCUGAGUAAGAAGACAAAUCGAUAAUGUGCUAUGAGCUGUUUUGAUUGCAGGAGGACUGUGUUCCAGGGAGCAAACUGUCUCAAAAACAUUUUUAAUUUUUAAACACAAUUCUUAAUAGCAAACAAAUUAAGUAAAGGUGUUCCAGUAUCUCUAUAUUGUAUUUAACUGAAGGAUACAGGUUGACCUGUUCAGAAAACGUAACUGUGACCUUGAGUUACUAGUUCUUUGUAUCUGGAGAGGACACUUGAAAACACUGUUCUUAACAAACGGGAUCGUGUAAAGGUUCCACCAUGUAAAUAUUUCAGAUAUUAAAAAUGUAUAUAUUUGAUUUAAGGGCUGACAUUCUUUUGGAGUCUUGUGCAGCAUGCAGUUAUAUUUAGCACUCGUUUCUGAAGCAACAAAUGUUCCCAAAUUAGGGGUGGGGUUUUUUAAAACUACCUCCUGCUUUAUGUCAGGUGACUAGAAGCCUGCAAAUGCAGAUGUGAUCCCAAUGUGUUCUUUCUCAUCCCUGUAAUACUACACACCACAAAAUGUUCUUUAACUUGAAGUGUAAUGCUCAGAUAUUACCUUUAUGUUGUGCUUGAGUUUGCGUGAGAAUGUUUUGUUUUACAUACUUAUAUGUUGCAACCUUCCUCUUAUUUUUUUCUGCAACUUGAUGUUACCCUAAGAAAUUACUUCCCCAUUC